GAAUUAAGUGGCAGUGAAUUGAGACCGGAGGGAAUCUGGCCCCUAGAGGCUGGUACUUGCGCCCCCAAACCCCAUCUCCCGCAGACAGACUGUCCGAGGUAAUUGUCGGCCACGAGUGCACAUUCUGAAAACAGGAGAUUUUAGUUCCUAAAAAUGGGAAGAACCUACAUUGUAGAAGAGACUGUUGGCCAGUAUCUUUCAAACAUAAAUCUCCAAGGAAAGGCUUUUGUCUCUGGCCUUUUAAUAGGACAGUGUUCUUCACAAAAGGAUUAUGUGAUUCUUGCCACUAGAACGCCCCCCAAAGAGGAACAAAGUGAGAACCUCAAACAUCCCAAAGCUAAGUUGGAUAACUUGGAUGAAGAAUGGGCCACAGAACAUGCCUACCAGGUAUCCAGAAUGCUACCAGGGGGACUUUUAGUUCUUGGAGUAUUUAUUAUUACUACUUUAGAACUGGCAAAUGAUUUUCAAAAUGCCCUGCGUAGACUAAUGUAUGCUGUGGAAAAGUCUAUAAAUAGAAAGAGAUUGUGGAAUUUCACAGAGGAGGAGGUCUCAGAACGAGUGACACUUCACAUUUGUGCUUCUACAAAAAAAAUAUUUUGUCGAACUUAUGAUAUGCAUGAUCCAAAGGGUUCAGCAAGACCAGCAGAUUGGAAGUAUCAAAGUGGAUUAUUAUCCUCAUGGCUUUCUUUAGAGUGUACAGUUCACAUUAAUAUUCAUAUCCCACUUUCUGCUACUUCUGUCAGCUAUACUCUGGAGAAAAAUACAAAGAAUGGACUUACACGCUGGGCCAAGGAAAUAGAAAAUGGUGUUUAUUUGAUUAAUGGACAAGUUAAAGAUGAAGAUUGUGACCUAUUAGAAGGACAGAAAAAAUCUUCUAGAGGAAAUACUCAAGCAACUAGUCAUUCUUUUGAUGUCAGAGUGCUAACGCAGUUGCUCCUGAAUUCAGACCACAGAUCCACAGCCACAGUCCAGAUAUGUAGCGGUUCUGUAAACCUUAAGGGUACUGUGAAAUGCAGAGCUUAUAUCCACAGCAGUAAACCCAAAGUUAAAGAUGCUGUGCAGGCAGUAAAGAGGGAUAUAUUGAACACAGUUGCUGAUCGUUGUGAAAUACUAUUUGAGGAUCUGCUUUUGAAUGAAAUUCCAGAAAAAAAAGAUUCUGAAAAAGAGUUCCACAUCCUCCCUUAUCGAGUCUUUGUUCCCCUUCCUGGAUCCACUGUAAUGUUGUGUGAUUACAAAUUUGAUGAUGAGCCGGCUGAAGAAAUCAGGGACCAUUUUAUGGAGAUGUUGGAUCAUACAAUUCAAAUAGAAGAUUUGAAAAUUGCAGAGGAAAUAAACACAGCUUGUAUGAGUUCCUCUAUGAAUAGUCAAGCUUCAUUGGACAACACAGAUGAUGAACAACCAAAACAACCAAUUAAAACUACAAUGUUAUUGAAAAUUCAGCAAAACAUAGGUGUGAUUGCAGCAUUUACAGUUGCAGUGCUUGCUGCUGGUAUCUCCUUUCAUUACUUCAGUGAUUAGGGUGAGGCACAAAGAGUUUCUUGAUCAUCCAGAGAACAUUGACAGAUAAUUAUGAAUAAUAAAGAUGUUAAUCCAUCUGUAUUUAAAACAGUAGCAGCCAGAUCUGCUGCCAUGAUGCCUAUUUGAUGUGUUUCUGAUUAAAAUGAAAUCACAAGCUGCCUUGUUUAGUCUGCUUUACAUUGUAGGUGGCCCACAUUUCCAGAAAUAAAGUUAUGCAUCUAGAUGGAAGCUGCAUGUAACAAAUCAUUAUUAUCUAUUUUUUAAAAGGUUCAAAAUGAUGGGAUAUGAUCAAGAUUUUAGUCUUACUAAUCUGAAUCACAUAUUAAUCAGGACAUUAAAAAGUUGAACAGAGGCAUGGUGGCUCACACCUAUAAUCUCAAUGCUUUGGGAGGCUGAGGCAGGAGGAUCA
Macaca mulatta (Rhesus monkey) is the source of this 1927-nucleotide messenger RNA. RefSeq names its product odr-4 GPCR localization factor homolog (gene ODR4). Gene Ontology annotation, cellular component: endomembrane system. Gene Ontology annotation, biological process: intracellular protein localization. The record is from RefSeq and is marked provisional. NCBI's taxonomy places the organism in Eukaryota, Metazoa, Chordata, Mammalia, Primates, Cercopithecidae.